Messenger RNA from Bombus huntii, 13222 nucleotides. It is a transcript of the gene alpha-Catr, whose product is annotated as alpha-catulin. Gene Ontology annotation, biological process: cell adhesion; Rho protein signal transduction. Gene Ontology annotation, molecular function: cadherin binding; actin filament binding. NCBI's taxonomy places the organism in Eukaryota, Metazoa, Arthropoda, Insecta, Hymenoptera, Apidae. The transcript is spliced from 11 exons. Bases 143 to 2425 code for a protein of 760 amino acids. The record is from RefSeq and is a predicted model, not a curated record.
CGAAUAGAGGGGCAUCUAGGGAAAUAAGUGGAAACGCACGAGUGUUGUGAGAGGGUUGUGUGGACGCACGAGAAGCAAGAGGGGUGCAACGAACCCUCUAGGCUCGGUUCGAGUCUACGGAGCUCGGAGUUGUGUUCGAAUCAUGGCGACACCCGACCCCGUAGACCCAGCCACCCUAGAGAUAAAGACCCGUAGCAUAGAACAGACACUACACCCACUAGUAAAGCAGAUUUCUACGUUAGUGUCGCACAGAGAACGUCCGCUAUGUUCGGACAGAAGUCUCCGUGCUGUUGCCAGAGUCGGACAAGCUGUGAAUCUGGCAGUAGAGAGGUUCGUCACUGUUGGCGAAACCAUCGCGGAUGGAAAUCCAGAGAUCAGGGAGGAUAUGUACCAGGCGUGCAAGAGAGCAAGAGAUGCUGGCUCGGCUAUCGAAAAAUUAUGCGAGUGCGCCACAGAAGACAGUUUAGCUGACCGAGGGUCUGUUGUCAGAGCUGCAAGAUGCCUUCUUGGUUCUGUAACCAAGGUCCUCCUUUUGGCUGACAUCGUCGUGGUCAAACAACUUCUUCUUGCAAAGAAGAAAGUGGCUCGUAGUCUUGGCCGUCUCGAAAGUGUUUCAAACUUUACCGAAUUUGUGAAGGCGUUUAGCCAGUUCGGGGCGGAGAUGGUGGAAUUAGCACACUUAACAGGUGAUCGUCAAAAUGACUUGAAAGACGAGAGACGAAGGGCACAGAUGGCUGCGGCUCGCCAAGUUUUAGAGAGAAGCACUAUGAUGUUGCUCACGUCUAGUAAAACUUGCUUAAGGCAUCCGGAAUGUCCAUCUGCCAGAGAAAACAGAGACACCGUUUUCUGUCAGAUGCGAAGAGCCAUGGACUUGAUACACUACGUGGUCAAAGACGGAGUAUUAGAUUGCAGUGAAUCGCAGUCUUAUUCCAAUUCCCAGAGUCCACAGCAAGAGGAUUGGGACAGUAGCACGGCAUUCUCCGCGUUGAAACACUUCGAAAGACUCGUUGAAACCACAAGAAUGACUCUCCUAGGACCAGGUUGUCGAGAGACCCUCACCGCCGCGUUAGAUACCGUUAUUGAGAGAACGCAGGAUUUCACUGAUAGCGCAUACACGACCCACGAGCACAGAGAAAACAUCCUUCUGCUUUGCGAUCGAGCACAACUCGAACUCAACACGCUCCUGCGAAUCGGCAACAGUAUGAAUUACGAAGGUGGCGGUGGUUCUCCAAGUUCUGAGAUGGAGCAAGCUGUCUUAGGAGUAUUACGUACCACCAGGGAUCUUCGCCAGCAGCUAUGCACGACCACGAUGGAACAAGCGGCUGAUCUUGGACAGGUAACUAAAGCGGGUCAGGAACUUGUUUCAACGAUCAGGAACGUCGCUUUGGCCAAUGACAGAUAUCUUCUUCAAGAAAGCAACGAAAAAUUUCGCGAAUACAUUGAACACAUUCUCGAAGUGUGCAAAAUGCUGAGACACGUUGCGCUCUCGGAAUCGUUGCAAGUUUCAGCCAAGUUUACCGAAAUUAACCUGAGAAUAUACGGUCCCCAAGUGGUGACAGCGGCAUAUACUUUAGCGAGACAUCCUACCAGUAAAAUCGCUAAGGAAAACCUAGAAGUGUUCGCCGACAUGUGGCAAUGGCUUAUGACUGAUGUGACCACCGUGGCGAAAGACGUACUCGAAUUGAAUCAAAACCGACCUGAAAAACAAGUUUACAUGUCCUUACCACGGCCUGGAAAACACGGUACAACGAGCAAACCACUGAAACCGGUAAAAUUGGACAGCGAAGAGCAGGCUAAGAUCGCAAAGGCAGGUCUGGAGAUGAAGCUGAUCACUUCGGAGAUGGAUGCGGAAACAGAGAAAUGGCAGGAAAGUGGAAGUGCCCUGGAAGAGAACAACGACAUCGUGAAACGCGCGAAGAACAUGUCCUCGAUGGCGUUCUCGAUGUACCAGUUCACCAGAGGUGAAGGGGCGUUGAAAACUACACAAGAUCUAUUCACCCAAGCUGAGUAUUUCGCCGAGGAGGCGAACAGAUUGUACAAGGUUGUGAGACAAUUCAGCUAUCAGGUACCGGGCGGACCGCACAAGAAAGAACUCUUGGAAAAUCUUGAUCGUGUGCCAACGUAUGUACAGCAGCUUCAAUUCACCGUGAAGAAUCCCACCGUUGGAAAAGCCGCCACUUUUACCAAAGUCGAUAACGUGAUACAAGAGACAAAAAAUUUAAUGAACGUGAUUUCGAAAGUGGUGACCACGUGUUUCGUCUGCGCCACAAAGUACAACCUGGAUUUCCGAGGUCUGUCGGCGCGUGGGGCCGGCGGCUCGCCGUACAGGGGCGGAGAGGGUGCAGGCGCCGAUGGCGACGGUGGCGGUGCUGGUGUCGACGGCAGCAAGACGGGCUCCGCCCCCGGCAGCGACCCGUCCGUCUGACAGUUUGGGAUGGCCCGACGGGCCAAGGGGGACGCUCGCCGCACUCGGGUUUCCUUUCUACUUUUCUAGGAAGAACCCUCGCCUGCCCCAUCGAAACGUACACGUCGGGCUCCCUCGAUUCCCUUUGAGAUCCCAACGGAAUCUUACAGAUUUUCGACGGGAUUUCCAAUCGUACCAACCAAUCGUUUAUGUUUAUUCGGUUCCCAAAGUUUCUUAUUCAUUAAGCCUUAUUUCGCGAAUGAUACACGUAGCAUCGAAAUGUCAAUUUCGUCGAGAGAAAUGCCGAAUUUAAAAAAUUCUAUACGUUUGAAUAAUUAUCUUCUACUUGUUAAAAAAUAUGUUUAUCUAAAGUCAUGUCGUAGCAAAAUAUUACAAAUAGAUCCGAGAAAUCCCAUCGAAAGAACAGAAUGUUUUCAAACUAAUAUUUUUCGAACACACGCGAUUAUUCUAGUCUACAAUUUUUAACAAAGAACAGACGUUCAUCGAAUCACGUCGAGGAACGAAUAUCGAACAAACGAAUGUGGUCGAAUCGUCCUUCCGAAAAGUUGGCCGAAACGAACGAUAAAGUUCGAUGAAACCUUCGUUACAAGUUACAGGUUUCGAUUAACGAAUGGAAGGAAUUCAAUCUUAUUUCAAAUUUUACCGGUGCUAUCCAAAAUUACCAAUCGACUGGUUCCUUGAUUAACUAAGGAUUAUCUAGGAGAUAAGCUGACCGUGUAAUUUCUUACGAGCACAUUGUAUUUGCAUCCGACGAGUGGAUUUUGAAAGCGCGUUUGCUUUUUAAAGAGAAAAUUUAGAAUUUAGAUUAUCGACGUGUACGUUUCUCAAUCGUAAUUUGCUUCGAGCACAAGCUACAUGUAUUCCACCGAUUAGCCACGGUACACGCGUAAUCUUUGCGUUGCUCAAUAUAGAAAAUGAAACGGGUUUUCCGUUCGAGAAACGGUUCCGUGUCGCUUCGCGUGACUGCCAUGAAACGCAUGACAGGAACCAAUAGAGAAUCACGAGAAAUUUAGGUACGCUUUGGCACAAAAAAACGCACGCGUCAAACCGUGCAAAGAAUCAAGAACACAAAGAAUGUUAAAGCGCAUUCGUUGGCAUUUUAAAAGAUAUACGAAAAAGCUUUUUCCUUGGAAAAGUAACGGCUAUUUCUAUUUUCCAAAAUUUUCAUGUAAUCGCAUAAAAUUAUCUUAAACGUGUUUCGACGCGUACGUUUAAAGUCGUGUUUGCUCCGAACACGACCCAUUUACGGCUGAACGGAACGUAAACUGAACGUCACUCGAAACGAACAAUUUUUCCUGUGCCCUUUUUACUCUCUUCUUUAGAAUUUCAUCAUGCGGUAAAUUUUAUCCUGCAAUGUAUCUAUGAAUAAAACGAACAAGACGAGCGAUUUAGAAUCUAAAGCAUCGUCGAGUUGUGCGAUGAAAUUCAAUGUUCACAGCGGCAAUAAUGCAGCCAUAUCAGAAAAAUCGACGUCCGAUGAGCGAACGGUAAAACUGUUUGGAAUAAUUAACGCCGUUGACAGAAGCCACUUUACGCGGCUUUUGUUCGAAAAGUCCUUUCGCCGAAACAACGAUCUGCGUAGGUAACUUGUUCCCUUCGUCCGUGACAGUAUGCAAUGCCUCUAUUGUCAUAUAUGUUGCUGUUGCUGCCGCUGUUUUAAAAUCCAUUCAACUUUCCGCGUGAUAUAUCGAACGAUAUACAUACGUGUAAUUCAGGUGGCAGCGAAGCAAACAUUUCAACGCAGCACGUUUCAUCGUUAACAAGUUGUUUUGUCUUUUGCUGCACUGACUUUAAUCAUCUCUCUGUCUCUUCGUUCGAGAAUUUCUGAACGACUCCAUAUGCAAAAAAAGAAAAUUCUAAAACGAAAGAAACUCGUUCUUCCAUGUAGAAAAGUUGGUGCAACGACAAUAAACUCGAUCGAAAUGUCUUUUAAACAUCCGCUUACGCGUCUCACCAACUGAUUUUUCAACAAAUUUCCCCACUUUCUCUCUUCGUUACGUCACGUCACGUCAUGUAUCUUUCAUCGUUAACGCAACGUGCUGCGAGGCAUUACGCUUCUCAAGAUUCGCUUUUGAUGUUCAGCAGUUAACUAAUAUCUCGCCAAUUAACGUAUGGCAAGGUAUUAAACGCUUCGAUAGACAAACAGUCUCGCUUGUUACCUGAACAAUGGCUAUGCGUGACGAAGCCUGGAAUCUGAUUCUUUGAAUUUUCAAACUUUUUGCACCGUCGCACUAGGAAGCUAAGGAGAACGCAAACCUCUACGAUUUUAUAUUAUAAUACUAUACCAAAUAUUCGUUCGGCGUUAUUUUUAUUUAUAACAAUAGUCGUCAGAUCAAGACGAUAUGAUGUUACUAAACAUAAAUUACUUUCAAGUUAUAGAGGAUUAAUUUCACAAAGAGAUUGUUCUUUAUGUUUUAAAUUCAAAUCGCUUCCUUCUACAUAUGUAUAAAGGUAUUCUCCUGAACUUCGGACAUUUGACACGCUAAAAGCUUCGAUUAAAAAUAACUCAGGGUAAUCAAAUUCCACGCAAAGAGAUAUCGCGCGAGAACGAACACUAUUCGUUUCAUGAUCCGAGACUUUUGCUUUUUACACUCUCGAAUAACAGAUAAUUUAAUAAUUGACUAUCGGAUGUAGGCUACAGAUUUUGUGAAUGAUGAAAUCACGAGAACAAGAGCACAGCUUGAAUGAUGGGGCAGGAGAUGGUUAUCGAGGGUGACCUGGGGGCGGCAGCAGGGCGGUCAGGGACGUACUUUGUGGCAAAGACACCGUUAGACGUGCACGAUAACCGAAAUCUCGUGGCUCGAGCUCCGUUAACUUAAAACGAAUCGAUUGCUCCACUCGAUCAAACCCUAUAUGCGUCAACGUAUUUCUUCAUUCUUCCAAAAACGCGUGUUUCGUGUUGAAAUUAACAUUUGAUCAGGCCGAGUCGAGUCAAGCCAACCGCCUCGACGAAUGAAAAUGAAAAUCGUGCUCGUAAUUGUAACACUUCCACGCAGAGUCGUCUUUGAAACCGCUGACGAAACGUCUGUUCAUUCCCUCUCGUCGGAGAAACGGAAAAUAAUCAAGAUUCGACUUUGGGAUCUGACUUUGGGGUUUGACCUGACGCGGACCGAAAUGGAGAAGAAUCAUCGCGAUCGGUGACUGUGCACGAGCAACGUUCCCUACGUUUUUUUAUUUCAUCAGUUGACGGUUCAACAAAUUUCUAUCCACAUUGAGCAUUAUGCAUUACGAUUAUAUACAGUUACGCUGUACCGUAUAAAUAUUGAUCCGACAUAUCGUCCCAUGCGUUCUUUGUACGCUAUGAAAGUCGACAUUAGAAAUCGGAAGACACGAGCACGAAUCGUUGCUCUGUUUCAUUGGAUCCGAUUAACAGUCAGAGUCCGUUCCCGUCAUCUUCCGCCAGUCUCUAUGCGUAUUCGUAAAUACAGACCACAGAAAGACGUUAAACGAGCUUCCUCUCAACGAACCAGACGAAGCCAAGCCCAAAGAGAUUUAAAAAUAAACCAGUCGUUCUGCCACGGAAGUAACGACUUUGACGAUUAGCAUUAGCAUUAGUAACGUUGCAUUCGACAGACGACUGAAACGUAAAAAUCGAUUGUACAUAGAGCCAUAAGUUAUACGCGAGCUAAAUGUCGACCAGUCAUGCAUUUCUCGUACUUACAUAUAUAUAUAUAUAUAUAUAUAUAUAUAUAUAUAUAUAUAUAUAUAUAUAUAUAUAUAGAAGAUCGAUUCUGUAUGUAGUAUACAGAGUUGGCACAAAGAAUGUGACCGAUCACAGGAGUUUAUGAAGAGAAACGGGUCGUAGAUGUCGAUGAUGCAAAGUCGUGCUAUAUUCCAGAUACGAAUGUAAUCGCGAUAAUUUGAAACGAUAUUAAUGUACUCUCUUUACGGAAAUAUCGAUCGACUUUACUUCACCGAUCAAAAGAGAUUGAAAAUAUGAUCGAUGUAACGUUGCGAACGAUCGAUCGUAGGCGAACGAGACGCAUGCGAUAUCGACGAAGCCUCCGAUCGAUGAGAAUUCGUUGAUAGAUCCUCGAGAUGUUCCUAGGGUGUAAUUACGCGAAUCCGCGUUCUCGUAUUGCGUACGCGUAACCUCGCAGGAAUAUAAUAACCGACUUGUUAUAAGUUGUAACACACGUACGCGACGCGUUUGUACAAACUCUGUAUCAUACUUUAUCCGCGGUCUUUUAGAGUAUAUGAUAAUGAUAGAGCUCGAUCAGUUGUUAAGGGGGUAAGCUUAAGUUUCUUUUCUAUAAAACAGCACAAAUAUUUUAUAAGGAGAAACCGAGAAGCGAGUUUCCGCGUAAGCGUUCAGUUGAUCAUCUCAUUACCGAAUCAAGUUAGUGUGAAUCAUAGAUAUCGUUAAUAAUCAGAAACUAUUUUCAGAGCUCUAUCGUCAGGUCUCAGGUCUCAGGUCUCAGGUCGAGGAAACCAAACUUUCCCUUCGGCAUGAAGGUGUUUUGUCGAUCGAGUUACCGUACAUACAAGGCUUUCAAGGAAAGCAUUUCAAUUUUGAUCUGAAUCUUUUCAAAUAAUUCCACCGUUAGUUAUAUCUUUAAAGUUCGAACGAAUGUUGUAGUCCAUACUAUCCAAGGAAUAUGUUUCACGCACACUGAUCUUUCACAAGUAGAAUUGAACUUAGACGCCACAUUGGAUCCAUACGUUUUGCGCGAAGAAAAUAUGCAAAGGUAUCCAAAAUAUUUAGAGGACGAAACGAAUUUCUGUCUUUACUUCUUUAGUUGCGAAUCUGCAAAGUCAUCUGCGGUCUAUCUCUUCUGGGCAACGUCCAUCUCUAGCCGAAUUAUCCCAACUAAAGACCAUCCCAAUUGCCAUUUCUACAACUUUCGUUAUACGUAUACAUAUACCUUGUAUCUCUCUCUCUAUAUUUCUAUUGUGUUUCUAUUAGAAAUCCAACAGAUUUCAGAAUAUAAAUACAUCUUUAUCUCUCGUGAAUUCGGUUUCUACAUUAAGAUUAUUCGAAACGAUGAUCUUCGAUAGUGCGUUCAUUCGAGAUCUGAUAGCACAGUUUUGCGUUGGAUCGGCUUCGUUGUUUCCUAUCUGAAGUGGAGUUCGUAUAUUAACAUUAAUACCAAUGGUGAUAGUAAAUAUAUAGUUGAUCGAAAUUCUAGUUGUUGUAUAGAGGUCAGUUGAUAAGUGUAACGUGUAUCGAUAAUAUCGUUAAGUAUAUUGACAGCAACAAUAAUGAUUAUAUGGCUAGCAUUCACAGUCGUGACACUAUGGUAUAUUCCAGAAGCUUGGCAUUCGUAUUCCAGAAACAAUUGACGAACACUUUUCGUUCAUCGCUGUUCGAACGUCUCGUUAGUCUCUCUCUCUCCCCACCUCCGUGUACUUAUACAUUGUCUCGAAUUUGUAAUUCUAUUAUAUGUAUCCAUAUGUAAUUCUACCUCAAUUCGUAGCUUAGAUACCUCCCUAAGAAGGAAAAGUUUCUACUCGUGGAUAAACGAUAUUGUAUUUAGGUGUUAUCUGCGUUUCGAUCAUUGAUCAAUCCCAAUUUGUCGGCAUAUAUGUAAAUUAAAAUGAAUUCAACAUCUUAGAAAAAAAUAAAAAAUCGGCGAGAAAAGCUGAUAGGAAAGAAGAAACGAGGUAUUCGUUAAUCGUCAUUAGAUUUGGUUCGAUCGAAUUCGUUGACGAAAACAACAAUUGUCACACGAAGCAACGCGCGAGAUACAUUUUCCAGGAGCUCAUCGUUCCCAUCGAUUGUGCCUAUCUUCUUCUAAAUGUUAACACGUUUUUACUGGAAACCACACACGUGCGUGUUACGCCUGUAUACGCAAAAUACAUACAUAUGUACUUAUUUAUAUCCUGUACAACGUUCGUUUUGUAACUGUUUUAUGCUCUCGACAAAAACAGGAAAACAGAACAUAAAACUGGCAACGAACGAUGUACAUAGCGAAAAUUUUAAUGUCCAUCUAUAUAUACAUAAUACGCAUAAUAUGUAUCAUUACGUGAAUACUAAAUACUAAAUACCGAUGAUUGCUGUUAGUUGGACUAUUUCGUGCCUCUGGUGUAAUAUUAUCAAUGAUUGAUAUUUCAUUGUGUCCUGUUUUUCUUGAAAAGAAAACGACAAACGAAAAAAGAAACUGAAAGAUAAUAUGAGUGAAAGCCGGUAUGAGAAAACCAAGUAGCCUUGUGACAAGCAUCUGAAACGAAGAAAAACGUGAUUCGUAGAUUUAAAAAGUGAACGAUCAGAUAUUCGCAUGUUUUUCUUGUCCGAGUUGUUGUUGUUCUCCUUGUUCUUUUUUUUCAUCUUUUCAAUUAAUCGAUCCAUUAGUAUAACUCUAAAAAAAGAACAGGUAAAAGUUGUCCAUUUAUACCUAAUUUAUCGCACAAUUUUCUAUUUUAUAAAUUCCUUGAGAUCUUUUAUUUUUAUUUGAAUCUAUUUUCCAUAAAUUUGUCCGUUAGCGUAUUCUUGACUCAAAUCUACGUUGUAUGUUUUGUUUGUUCGGAAAGAUCGUGCCGAUUUUUAGAGAAAUAAAAAACAUUUUCUUACUCAUUUCGAUGUAUUAAAACUCCAACUGAAGGAGACGAUUACAAGCUUUCUGGACAACCGGUAUAUCAUUCUCCGAGUAUUCGAUCGAUCACGGUUGCAUCCAAAUUAUUAACCAAGUAAACAUUUAAAUAAUUAUUAAUACAAAAGUCACUAGGUUACUAGACAAUCGCAUUUAAAUGCGAACAAUCGAUUCUACAAUCUUAGUCUUUCCAUUUUUUAACGAUCGAGCAGAUGAUGUAGAUAUCAUGCUUCGUACAUCGGUCAUUCUGAUCUGUUGGUCCUACGUUAGUCAGAUUUUAGAUAAAUAUCGAUGACAAUAAUUUCGGGUAAUUACUUUCACGUUUGUUCUAGCAAAUGUUUGAGAUUCUAGUAGAACGUGCGCACUUGAUAACAGGAGCAUGUCUAUAUUUUUUGACGUUAUUCAAUCGCAACGUAAUUGAAUUUCCGAACGAUGUUUAGAUCGUAAACGAUCUAAGACUCCCCAGGAAUUUUUUAUAUUUUUCUGGUCGAAUAAGACAAUCUUUGUUGAGUCGAACGAUUGCUUGAUCGUAAACGACGUGAAAGUAAAGUCAGUGUUAUUGAUGCGACGAUCGUACUAUUUCUUUCUCCUUCCUUAAGAAAUUAUGAACUAUAUGAAAAAAUGUGAAGAAAUGUGAUAUAUGAUUUGACUAUUAUUUUUGUGAGCAUUUAAUAAUAUUUGAUAGUUUUCUUUGAACAGUGAGUACAAAUAUGACAAGCGUGUUUCUUUUAAUUGGAGUUUUAAUAGUUUGAAUAUUACAAUAGAACAAUGUAAAAGAGCUUCACGUAAUUUUAUAACAAAGUACAAAAUAGUCUUUUAAACCAACAUAGAAUAUAACAAUUGAUAUAUUAAAUGUCUAAUAAAAAAGAUAAAUUUAAACGUAUAGGUAUCACUUUAGUAUUAUAGAAAUAAUUUUUGUUCUAAAUAAUUCGAUAUACAUAUAAACCAGGUAUAACUAUAGCUAUCGUUCCAUCAUAAUUGUCAAUAUGUUAAUGUAUUAAUAAGAAUUCAGAAAAAAUGUUGAAAUAUAGUUCAUAGUCUUUUAAAAAAAAGGGAGGGAGGUGAAAAGAAAGAGAAUCGGUGAUGUUGCGCCAACAACGCUAACUUUUUAAUUUCUGAAAUUUGCUUCUCGCUCACUUGCAACUUCCCACAUAAAAAACUACAUACCAGAUACUACUAAAUUUUUGACCGUACAUUGUAACCAUAAAAAGAUAAUAUAUCAGUAACGCGGACAUUAAUUAAUGUAAAGAAAAAGAAGUAAAUAAGACGUACUAUUCGAUCCUCUCUUUUUAAUUGUAACUUUUUGUAUAACGUAUUUCAUAAAAUUACUCGAGAGCUCUCUUCAAGUAUAUAUACUAUACGUGUAUAUUAUGAGCUUAUAGUAAUUAAUAUAUCUACAAAAAAACAUCGAUAGAUUAUUGAAUAGAGUUCGUUCGGUAGCUAAAUCUGUCUUUACUUGAUGUAUCUCAACAGAUUUGAUUCUUAAUCUACAAUUGAAAGAGAAAAAGGAAAAAGGAAAAACGCUCGCGCAAACACGCCAAAAAUAAGUCGUACGCUUUAUUUUUAUUCAAUUUUAUGCAUAAUUAUUUAACGUUUAAAGAAAAAAGAGCAAAGGUAUUAUUAUACAACGCGUGGACUCAGUGCGAGAAAAUAAAAUAUAGAUUUUUCUACAUUUUAUUAUUGCGACUGAUCGAUGUUAAAACACAAUUGCAAUUUCUGCGAUUAAAGUCGUCGAACAUGUGUUGCGCAACACGAUUUACAAAAGGAAAGAAAGGAAAAGAAAUACAAAAAAUAAAAAAUAUACGUAUAUGUAUAUGCAUAUGUAUACGUAGCUGUUAACGUUACUUCUCUCGGGAUUGACAAAACUUCAGUAUCCACUAAACGGUUAAUUGAGAACACGAAGUAAAUGUGCACGAAGCCGUAGUCGUAUAGAAUCUCUUCUCUCUCUGUAACGCCUUUAACAACAAAGAAAAAAAUCGUGUGACGUAUUUUUCGGAUGUUUCAAUAUUUGUCUAAUCAUUUUCGUACCGAGUGUCCCUCAACAAGCGUAUAUAACGUUAAUCGCGGCAAGCGGUGAUAAUAUUUAAAAAUUACAUGUAACUCGGGUCGUGUGUUAUUCCGAUAUAUGUUUCAACGGAAACUUAUGCCAUUUUUUAAUAAAUUGCAACUACGUAUCACUUCUUUUUCUUUUGUUAUAUAGAAAUAAUUUACUACAUUCGCUAUUUUAACUUUUUAAGUUUCCAUUUUUUUGUGCCAUUUUUCUACUCGAUCGUGUUCAAAUACAAGAAGAAAACCACAUGCAUUUGAACGUUUAUAUGACAAUCUAACGUCAAGCAUUCGCGCAAAUCGCAUAUGUUGAAAGGGUAACGAAGAAUCGAAAAGGGCACGCCGUUGUUUUCACCCCAACUCGUGACGAAUCUGAUCACCCAUUUCAGAAAGAAAAAGGAUAAACUUAUGUUUCGACAACAUUUUCAUGAAGAAUCUUUCUUUUUGAUAUCUAUACCUGUGUAUAUCUUUAAGCGGGGUGUCGUAAUCCUAUGUGUCGCGAGUGAAUCUCUGAUCUUACGUCGACGAAGUGAAUUUUUGAUCAUUUUGAUUCAGGAGUGGACGAAGAAAUAAUUAGAGGAAACAGAGACAAGGGGAAGUUGUCAAAUUGAUUCAUUUGUUGCCUACACGAAACAGCUGAUGUUUAGUUUACUUACAAUUAAUUAACAGUCUUUUCUUCUUUUACCGAUAUAUAGUAAAACUUCCAGCGUUCAAUUUAUUAGGAAGAUUUAACCGAAUGACUAAAUAUUCAUAUUUUCAUACAGUUUAUUCUCUAUAUUUUAUUUGAAGAAAGUGAAAAGAAUAAUAUUUCUGUCACUAACAACAACGAAGAUAUGAUAUAAAUAUAAUAUUAUUUCAAUUACUUCUUUCAAUCGAUAUUAUCUACCGUUCUUCCAGUUCGUCUCUGUAUAGUCUGCGGUGAGAGUCGAAUAGUAAGAAUCUGUAUCGUCUAUUUAGUGCGAAUAGAAUAUUCCAACUUGAUUCUAAAAUAGAUUAAAGAAAUAAUGGAUCGAGCUCAUUUAACAGUUAAUUUUCCCAGUUCUAACGAUUCAUCGCAUCAGGAAUUUAAGAACCUAUAAUAAUGUGAUCGUUCGAUCACUGAAUUAUACGGUUCGGUUCGAUUAUUAAAUUAGCAGGGGUGAGAAAUCGAAUGCCAUUAAAAAAAAGGUAUUAUCGAUUCUGCCACUAAUUUCUUUCUCUUCUCCUCAUUCGACUGUUCAACGUGGGGCUGUGAUUGUCACUAAAACAAAAAACCAAAAAAGAAAAAAUACAAAGAAAGAAAUAAAAUGGCCCUAGCACGAUGUGGGGUAAAUUUUUCAAACGGCGUCGCAUUCGUUUCGUUCUUUGCCGUGACUUCUUAGCGAAAUAGAUCGUUCAAAGACGACGAAAACUUGCGAAUUAUAGAAUAUUUCGUAUAAUUUCGUCUGAACACACGCCUUCGUAGUUCAUACGGUCUUCCCAACGAUGCUUAAUGUUUCCUUGUUGAAAGAUUAAUUUGUAAUAAGAACGCGAGCGGUCGGAGAAACAGCCGCAAGAUUUGAGAUAUGAGAUUUCUAUUGUAGAUUUUUUUAAUAGAAGGAAGUUCGUUUUAUCCAUGGUAGGUUCGGUUUUACGCUUUAAGCUGCUAUGUGUGAAAUUGCGUAAUAGUUGAGAAUGAGAGAAAGAAAGAGAGAAAGAAAGAGAGAGAGAGAGAGAGAGAGAGAGAAUGAGAAAGAAUAUUGAGAAUUAAAAGAAAAAAACGCUUACCUACCUGCGAUAAUUUAUUACCGAACGUUUCAUUUAUAUCGACGAUAUACGGCAAAAGAUACGAUAUCGAUCGUAGAUGAAUUUAGCGUAGAUAGGUUUCGUACUUCGUAUUUAAUGAACAUUAUUGAAUCAUUGUAUAUUGGAUUAUUGUAUAUCAAGUAUUUCAUGUAUUGAAGCCGCAGAGGACAACUGAAAAUAAAUAAUUGUAACCAAAAAAUUGAAAGCUUCCUUAAUCAAGCUUUGAAUUAGUGAGAAAUAUAUACGCAAAAAUUAUGAUGGAUACCCGUGCUUAGAAAUUUAAUAUCCGUGUCAUAAUUUAAUUCUACUUAAAAAAAAUUGAUUAAUAUACAAAAAAACAUAAAGAUAAUAAUUAUGAGUUCGAGAUAAAAUAAUGGUAAGAGGAUCAGAUGACUCACAAAAUGCGGGAUACGAAAAAGCAUUGUAUAUGUCAGAUCUAUCGAUAAUUCCCAAAAUU